Astyanax mexicanus (Mexican tetra) is the source of this 4400-nucleotide messenger RNA. Its product is annotated as C3a anaphylatoxin chemotactic receptor-like. NCBI's taxonomy places the organism in Eukaryota, Metazoa, Chordata, Actinopteri, Characiformes, Acestrorhamphidae. The transcript is spliced from 2 exons. Gene Ontology annotation, biological process: complement receptor mediated signaling pathway; phospholipase C-activating G protein-coupled receptor signaling pathway; inflammatory response. Bases 200 to 1189 code for a protein of 329 amino acids. Gene Ontology annotation, cellular component: plasma membrane. Gene Ontology annotation, molecular function: G protein-coupled receptor activity; complement receptor activity. The record is from RefSeq and is a predicted model, not a curated record.
GCACAGAAAACGAGAAAGCCAAAAAACAUAAAAUACAAUCCUACAGUGCCAUCACCAGGUUGAUUUGAAUAUAUUCACCACUAUCUUCCCUCCACCCACUCUCUUUUUCCUUGCUCAUGCUUUGGUCACGCUCUCGUGCUGCCAGAACACUGCUUCUCUUCCUUGGACUUCUACGUUACUGAGUGAAAAACAAAAACAAAUGGCUUUUGCCUCAAGCAAUGUAUCAAAUUCCAGCAUCAGCAAUGGGGGGCAGCAAAAAGACAGCAUGGAUUAUAUCCAGAUCUUGGUUUUAAUCACAUACAUAGUGGUGUUUGUGCUUGGCACAAUUGGCAAUGGACUGGUCAUUUAUGUGACUGGCUACAAGAUGAAAAAAACUGUCAACUCCAUCUGGUUUCUCAACUUGGCCCUGGCAGACUUCCUCUUCACGUUUUUCCUUUUAGUGUCCAUUGCAUCAGUCCCUCAUAAGGGCUGGCCAUUUGGUCUCUUCUUGUGCAAAUUUAAUACCUUCAUCUCUGUACUCAACAUGUUUGCUAGCAUCUUCCUGCUGACGGCCAUCAGUUUGGACCGUUGUCUGGCCACGUGGGUGAUCGUGUGGGCCCAGAACAAACGUACUCCACUCAAAGCCAGGAUAGCAUGCUUGGCUAUAUGGAUGGGAGCCAUCGCCUGUAGCAUCCCUUUCGCCACUUAUCGUACUCUGAAUACACAUGGAAAUAUCACGCACUGUAGCCCUCUUCCUAAUCUCGAGGUCCUUAUGAACCUGACCGUGUUCCGGUUUGUGAUAGGCUUUCUUGUUCCCUUCAUCAUCAUCAUCUGUUCAUACAUAGCGAUUGCAGUAAGAGCUCAACGCCUCCAGAGGCACAAAAAGAUUCGACCCUUCAGAAUCAUCCUGACGGUGAUCCUCGCUUUCUUUAUUUGCUGGCUUCCUUUCCACAUCUACUCUUUUUGUUUUCUGAGCAGCAUUACAGGAAACUGGAGUUUUGAAGCUAGAAAAGCUCUUGACAUUGCUGGACCCUUCAUUGUAAAUCUGGCCUAUCUGAACAGCUGCCUGAACUCAAUCCUGUACGUGUUCAUGUGUGAAGAGUUCAAGACCAAGCUCAAGCAGUCCCUGUGGAUGGUGCUGGAGAGUGCUUUUGCAGAGGAACACCUGGGCUUCCUCACCCCUCGUCAGUCCAUCAGCUCUCGGCAGUAAGGAUCCCACAUCCAGAUGAAAAAAAACAGUCACUGAUCACAGGACAUUGCGCACAUUAUGCUACUCACAGGACAUUAUUGGUGAGAUGUUUAAACACUCCAGCAGCACUGCUGUGUCAUAUCAGCACAGCACACACUACUGACACACCACCACCUUGUCACUGUACACCCAAAUACCUGAUCUGUGGUGGUCCUGUGGGGUCCUGAAGUCCAUUGAAGUAUAUGGUCAUAAUAGGAGCAUAAUAACUUAAUAAUAAUUUGUAAUUUGUAGAGAAACAGACGGACCACAGUCUGUAAUUAUAGAUCUACAAAGUGCUCAAAUCUGGAAGGUGAACCUGAUAAAAUUGAUUGAGUUAUGCAGAAACAAGUAUCAUAUUUUUCGUACUGUUUUUGUUCGUAGGUUUAUUUUCAUACAUAAGGCUUACUGGAUUAUAAGGCGCAUUUUAUGUGGCACUAGUAUCUAGUAACUAGUAGUAGGAACAGGGGUGUCACCAUGUUUUUCUUCUGCAUUCAGCAGGUCUGGCCACUGGGGGGCGAGACCUGUAAAGCUAAGCUAAAUUAAGUAAACAAAACUGUAAUUCUUAAAAGAAAAACAUUUUAGAUGAGUCUGACAAGUCAAACCAGCGCUACACAGAUUUAUCUCCUGAAAACUGUUUAAUUGGGUGAGUAAAGUGCUUCUGUUUAUUUACAAUAAGCUUAUAAUUACAGAUUUUCAUUAAAGCAGAAACAUAAGCAUUAGUGGCUAACCGCAAGCGUUUAGUGUCUAAUGCCACCCAACAGAGCUACACUGAGGAACCCUGAGUGUUCUGGUAAACCAGGGCGAUAUUAGCUAGCUGAUUGUCCCAUGUUGCUUGUUUUAACAUAAUAAACGUGCAGGCUACAGUCUAAAAUACUCACCUCUGAACGACCAAAGAGCUAGCUUGGUGAGUGGCCAAUGCUAAUGCUGCUACAGCAGUGCUAUCCGGGGUUAACAGCAGGCUACAAGCUGACAAUAUUCUCUUCUGAACAGCAAAAGAUUUUGCACUGGUUUGUGUAAGUUCAGUGUCUUCAGCUUGUCAGUUUGCGUGAGUGUUGCCUCUGGGGAGUAGUGGGCGGGGCAGACAACUCUCUCCAUUGUUUUUUCAUAUAAUAGGACUGUGAUUUUUAAAUUCUUGCUGUCAUUUAGUACAUACUGCUUAUUGAAAAUCAAUGUAUUAUUCUUUAAGGAAACAUGAAUUAUGUGUAACUCAUAUUUUUUAAGUGGUCUCUUUUUUUGCUUUAUACAUUGUAUUAAAUAAUGUAUUUUUCUUUUUUUUGCAUUUUUAUUAAAUACAAAAUAUAUGACUGGCACAUUCUUUUACGUACUCUAAAUUAAUCAUGUUUUUACUUCAGUGUAUAAUCAAAAAUGUUUUGCUGGCCAGACUAUUUUAAACUAUUUUGUAUAGAGCUGAUUUUAACUGUGAGUUUUAUUUUCUGUUGUGUAUUUAAACGCUCAGUGUUAAGUAGUCAGAAGGAUCUUUUCUGGAAUUACAAUUAAACAACAAUAUGUAAAUACUGAGUGAAAUGGGGUGAGAAGUAUUUGGCCUUUGCAGUGUAAUAGGGUAAGUGUAUUAUAUGUACUAUGAACAGUGUUGGGAGUAACGGCGUUAAAACUAACGGCGUUACUAACGCCGUUACUUUUUUUCAGUAACGAGUAAUCUAACUAAUUACUAUGACUGUAACUAUAACGCCGUUACCAUUUCCGACACCCCGUUACUGCACGUUACUUUAGCAGCUCUAUGAACUUUUUUUUUUUAUUUCGCUUUGCCCUGGUUAACCCCUCCUCUGUCCGGUGAACUUGAGCUUCUGGCCGCUGUGCCUGUGGUUUGGCGUGGUGAAGUGAGGCACAAUUGUGACGAUUUGCGUGCUCUAAUCAAUUCAGUGAUUGCCGUGGACAACCCAAGUUCCGAAUUAAGGACGUUAAGCUCUUUUUAGCUGCUCCGGUUUUUGUGGUGCUGCUGCUUUCUAUUUUAGAGCUUAGAUUCUCUGCCCGAAUCCCACCUGACCUGAGGACCGACCCGAAAUCAGGCUCCUAUUUUUAUUUUAUAUAAAGCUCUGGUGUGAUAAUCACAAUGUUGCUAAGUAACCAAUUAUUAUUGUUCACUAAAGCGAACGAAAUAGCGAAAAUUGAAAGUGAAAAACAUUUGUGUUAACUGAAUCUAAUAAAAACGGUAAUUAAAAGGAAAAACAUAACUAUCUCGAACUGUAUUUUGUGUUUAUAAAACUAACUAAAACGAACUGAAAUUACUGAUAGAAUACCCUCAUUUUUGUGUUUAAUUUAUUUAUAAGCGCUGUUGUACAGCGGAGUUGUACAGCGGGAGUUGUUGUGCCGAGCGCGCGGCACUCGUGGUCCGUUAGUUCUUGUGUAAAGCGCUCGCGCUAGCAAGCCCACCCUAAAAUGAACAGAAAAAAUAAAAACAAAAUAAAAUUAAACUAUAAUAAAAAUGAAAACUGUAAUCACGUAGCUCUGGGCGAACGUGAACGCCUCCGCGUUUGACUUGCAGCAUUGUGUGUAGCUGUUCUUAAAAAUCAUUUAAAUUAAAUAAUAGUUCUAUGCUUCUAUGUUACAGUGUUAAUUAAUAUAAUUCUGAUUAUAUUUCGCUCAUUCAAUCAGCCCGAAAACAGACAGUUUAUGGGGCGGAUCGGGUCAGGCUCAUAAUGACAGUUUAUGGUUCGGGCUUGGGCAGAAUGUGCACGGGCUCCGGCUGGGUCGGAUUUUUUGGGCAUGAUCUAAGCUCUAUUCUCUUUUGGUGAAGCUGUUAUAUUAAUACCAUUUUAACGGGCAUUAAAUUGUUGUUUUUGUCCAUUAUUUUGUUUUAUAUAUACAUAUUUCUUUUGAGUGUGGCUUGGUUUGUUAAAUUUCAUCCCCAGACGCGUUUUUCCGCUUUUUUCAGUAUUACAAGUUUUAGUAAUUUUCUUUGGUUGUGUGGAGAAUUUCGUUUUAUUUUUUUGAAAUUCGUUAGAUUAUAUUUUUGUCAACAUUUUGGGUUUAUUUUCGUUUGUUAUUUUUUGUUAUUUUUCUAAUAAUAAUAGUAAAUGCAUAAUUGAUUUCCUUUUUUUGACGGGCGAAUAAUAAAAAGUAACGCAUAGUUACUUUUACUGGUAACUAAUUACUUUUAUAGUGGAGUAACUCCGUUAGUAACUCAGUUACUUUUUUGGAGAAGUAACGAGUAACUAUAACUAAUUACUUUUUC